AGCUAAGAAGUUAUAUCCACACAAAAAUAAGCAUAGGUUUAUUUGUACUAUAAACCUAGAAUUUGAGAAUUAAGCACAGUGAGAUAAUCAAUAUGGCAGAUCGUAAUGGUUUCUUUUACUUCCUUCUUGUGAGUGUUUUAGUAUCGGUGGCAAUAAUAUCCUCAGAUGCACUCUCAACCUCUUUUUAUCAAACAGUUUGUCCAAAAGCCCUUCCAACUAUUAAGAAAGUGGUAACCGAUGCUGUAAACCGUGAGCGCCGAAUGGGCGCUUCUCUACUUCGCCUACACUUUCACGAUUGCUUUGUGAAUGGUUGUGAUGGAUCAAUUCUUCUAGAUAUCACAAAUGGGGAGAAGACUGCAAAUGGCAAUAUCAACUCAGCAAGAGGAUUUGAAGUAGUGGACAGGAUCAAAUCAGAAGUGAACAAAGUCUGCGGUGCUCAAGUUGUCUCUUGUGCUGAUAUCUUGGCUGUUGCUGCUCGGGACUCUGUCGUCCAGUUAGGAGGAAAAACAUGGAAGGUAGAACUAGGUCGAAGAGACUCGACCACAGCAAGCGAAGAUGAUGCCAACAAUUCCUUACCAUCACCUUUCAUGGACCUUAACGCUCUCAUAAACAACUUCAAAAAGGCAGGGUUAGAUGAAAAAGACCUAGUUGUAUUAUCAGGAGGACAUACCAUAGGGCUUGCUCAGUGUAGCAGGUUCAAAAACCGAAUUUACAAUGAAUCCAACAUCGACCCAUUAUUUGCCCGGAAUCGAAAAUUGACGUGUCCCGCCUCCGGCGGUGACAACAAACUUGCUCCUCUCGAUCCCACGGCUGCCAAAUUCGAUACGCGAUACUUUGAAAAUUUGGUGAGGAGAAGAGGUUUACUUCAUUCAGACCAGGUUUUAUUCAACGGUGCCUCAACUGAUGCAUUGGUGAAGAGAUACAGUAGUAACGCUGCCGCUUUUGCAGCUGAUUUUGGAAAGUCUAUGAUCAAAAUGGGAAGAAAUAAGCCAUUGGAAGGAAAUUCGGGACAAAUUCGUGUGAAUUGCAGAAGAAUUAAUUAAAAAAGAGCGCAAUUUGCUUAUCUAAAUGGUUAAGUGUACGUAUUUGUAUUGUACUUUGUUACUUUGAUUGUUUACUGUCAUGGCAAGUGUAACUAUAAAUUCCUUUGUUUAUCAUCGUCAAAGAGGAAUGAAAUAAUUGGUGAGUCACAUUUUAAUUCAAUAAAGAUAUUUAAAAAAUUAUUAAAAAAUUAAGAA
This is a messenger RNA of Papaver somniferum (opium poppy), 1238 nucleotides long. RefSeq names its product cationic peroxidase 1-like. Gene Ontology annotation, molecular function: peroxidase activity; heme binding. The coding region runs from base 93 to 1043 and encodes 316 amino acids. Lineage: Eukaryota; Viridiplantae; Streptophyta; Magnoliopsida; Ranunculales; Papaveraceae. The transcript has 3 exons. The record is from RefSeq and is a predicted model, not a curated record. Gene Ontology annotation, biological process: response to oxidative stress; hydrogen peroxide catabolic process.